CGCACUUCGCAUCGACACUUGUGCUCAGUCUCAGUUCACUUGUGUAGGCGUCGCCGAUCGACCCACCGAGGGAUUUGCACUGGAACCGGAACAAUCCCGGAAAAAUCUCCGAACAAUCCCGGAAGAAUCCUUUGAUGCGGAGAAUGCGAGCUUUCUGGGACGGAGUCGAGAUGGCACCACACCUAGCUGUGCGAAGUGGGAUGCUCUCCGGAGCCGUGAGUAGCUUUCGUGACGACUGGUCACAAGUGUCGUUUCCAGAGCGAGUCACGCCAUCUGGCAGUGGUGGAUUCGAGCUGGGUGACGGCGGGUUUUGUGAUAAAGGACAUCCUUUGUUCGCGGAUGACAGGUCAGUCUACCUCCAUGUUGGAUUGUGAAAGGAGCUUCUAGCUUGUGGAAGACUACGCUGACGAGUUGUGUGUGCUGUGAGCAUUGAGGGAAGAGCGAUGGUGCUGAAGUUGUUAGGAACGACAUAAUUGGUGCUGUAGGUUGCUUGAGUCGUGCUCCAGAUUAGACCUCUGAAAAGGAUUUUGGAAACGGGCUCCGUUUUGGAAGCGCCAACUGGGUUCACGGGUAGAGUUACCACAGAGUAGAACUUUUUAGCGAGUGGUAUGGUCCCGACAUACUACAGCCCUGAGGCCUGAGCAAAGUUCACACCAGAGGUCGCAAUGAAUUGGUGGAUUGAAUUUGAUAGGAACGACAGGCCUCGCAUGUGGAGAUGGAAUGGGUGGGAUCGAAAGAAAGGGUUAAGCUCUCCAAGUUGUUGCUUCUCUUUUCCUGUCACUUGCUCUUCACUCUCUCUGCGGGAGAACAGACAGAAUGGAUUUCGUGCUUUUCUCACGCAUCCAUGAAUGCGAAUGGCGUGGACAAACGAGUGCUCAACACCAUCAAGGAUCCAUUUCGCCUUCGGGGAUAUGCUCGAAGCCUUCGAACGCGAGGGUUUGAUGGAGAACCUAACAAAGAAUCUACAGAAAAAAACAGUGAAGAGGUGACAACAGCAUCACUGGACAACGUAUAUUAUGUGGGCGAAGUAAGGCAAUUUCAGAUGGUGAACACGGCAGGUUCAAUGGUAGCUAAGCCAUUGUUAUUAAGAAACUUGCUCCAGGUUCCAUCUCCCUCUGCGCAGGUCGUAAGUCGACGAACUCCGGUGUCAACCAUAGUUAUUGCUGUUGUCGUGAGCGUCGUUGCAACACUUAUUAUAGCCUUGAUUGCAUUCUGCAUUUAUCGCGAGCGCUUGAAACGGAAAAGCUUGGCCAACGACGAGAGACCUCUUGCCUAUUCGGUCUCACGUCUUGGGAAAUUAGAAUCGGAUCAGUCGGGCUUGUAUGGUGGUGAAUCUCUUCCAGUUCAUGCUCCUGCGGCAAACCCAUCUUUGAAAGACAACAUCCAUUCAGUGUCCAAGAGGCUACUAGGUUUACAAUCUCGACCCACCUCGAAGGUUGGUAGUGAGCUCGGUGACGACGUAAAGAAACCGAACCAUGACCUGGACACAAUACUGUCGCAUGCUGGGAUGACGUUUAACCCUAGCUAUUCAAACUUGUACGAUAACAACUUGACAGAAGCGCGAUUUUCAGAUGCAGCGCGUAGCAGUUUGUUUCGGUAUCCCACCAUGCCUCCCUUUUCAAAAAUGGGACUCGAUGGUGGAGCAUUUGGAACUAGGGAGGGAGGGAUGUCCGGCUCCAACGAUAUACCAGUCAAGCCAUCGCCUUCUCCCUUGGAAUUAGACCAACCCCGGCAUUCAAGUGCAGCUGUGAUUGUACCAGAGGCAACUCAACACGAGGUUGGAGAUUUCAAAGUUGCUCAAAAGAGCGAUCUCAAAUCUCAGGCGUCAUUGGUUCUAAAAAUCCGAGCAGAGUUUGAAGAACUUGGCAGCGCAAGUGCCACCCAACCUCAGCCUAAUCACCGUGGCCAGAAACCUAAGUUCAACAAUGCUAUGGAUCCAUAUCCAGUUGGUUGGCAACGAAAUUCCAUGGGGUCGAAACACAAGAAACCCGAUGCUCCGAUCAAGUCGAGUUUCAUAAGUGUUCCAACCCCAGGGCCGCGUCCCUUGCCUGCUCCACCAAUCGGUGCAGCUCGGCCAGAAAUAGUCUCAGAGAUUCCGGAGACUGCGUUGCCAAAGUUGCGGAACUACAUGCAGCAGUUUUCAGCAAAUGGUGAAGACGACGAUUCGAAUAGUGGAGGCUGGUCUACACCAACAUCUCCAUUGUCACAUGAACUGGGACGUGACGGCUCCAUUCGCCCAUCUAAAUCUGUUGAAAAAACUGGUGAAGGGAAAGGGUCAAGAAGGUGGUCAGACAACACCAAAGCAUCGGACUCCUUCACCCGUGGUGGUGAUUUACCCGCAAAGGAGGAUUCUUCUACUCCUCUGCAAACACCAUCACCACCACCACCUCCACCACCUCCACCGCCGCCUCUGCCUGGAAUAAAAAAAGGUCUGUCUCCGAGUGGUAAAUCCCCUCCAUUCCCACUCACUCCCCAUCCUGGAAGCCAAGUUGCUGUACGCCCUCACGAAAUAAAAAAUUCCGAGCUCUUGCCUCCACCUCCACCCCCGCCUCCGCUUCCUGGUGGCAAAAACCCCGCAACUCCACCCCCACCGGCAGAUAGACCCCCUCGUAAUUCAUUUCCUGGUGGAAGAGAUAGCAUCCUGCCGACAUCUUUCUCAGAGGAUUUCCCACAUCGAGAACCUCCAAAGCAGUUGAAGCCUCUCCACUGGGACAAAGUGAAGGCCACCCCAGAGAAAGACGUUGUGUGGCGCGAGUUGAACCAGUCAUUUGAGCUUGAUCCGGUUACACUGGAGACCAUGUUUGGAAUUCAGAAGACGGGUACUACUAAAGCAUCAAUGAAAAUGGCUUCAUUCUUCGGAAAGGGCCAUGAGGGAAUACUCGAUCCAAAGAAGGCUCACAAUUUUGGUAUUCAACUUCGUGCGUUGAGUCUAACAAGGAAUGAAGUCUGUGAAGCUUUACUUGAGGGCGAAGGCCUAAGUGGUGAAAUUCUCGAGAUCCUGGUCAAGGCAGCCCCUUCAGAGGAAGAGAAGAAGAAAUUGCAGGAAUUUGAGGGAGACCAGGGGCGUCUAAGUCCUUCUGAUCGUUUCAUGUAUGCCCUCCAGAGCGUACCCAACGCAUGGUUGAGAUUGGAAUCGAUGCUUUACAAAGCCAGGUACAAGGAAGAGCUUCAAACUGUUCAGGAGACUCUUCAAACACUGAAGGCUGCUUGCAAAGACCUCAAGGAAAGCCGGGUAUUCCGAAAACUUCUAGAAGCAGUGUUGAAAACUGGAAACCGCCUCAAUAUGGGUACGUUUCGAGGUGACGCUCAAGCUUUCAAACUGGACUCUCUUCUGAAACUUGCUGACGUGAAAGGAGUCGACAACAAAACAACGCUGCUUCAUUUUGUCGUGGCAGAGAUUAAUAAAUCAGAAAUUGCUCGGUUAGCUCGAUUGUCUGGCAACGAUGGGGACGGGCAUGUCUCCUUCAAGGCUGCGGAUUCUCCACGCUCCUCUGAUUUCUCUGCAAGCAUGGAAGCAGCCAUGAAGAUGCAUGACGAUCAAUAUGCGCCUGAAAGAAUGCGUAUGGGAAUGAUCAUGGGGUUGCCUGCGGAACUAUCCGCAGUAAGCGAGGCAGGCGGCUUCGACUUGAAUUUGCUGCAGCAAUCGGUUCACGACCUGGCCAAAGGCCUCCAGGAAAUCAAGUCUCAAGUUCGAGAAGGGAAGUAUACGAAAACAGAACCAGGAACAAGCGUAAGAAGACGAUCUAUUGAUCUUAGUAAGGAUACUUUCCAAGAGACAAUGGAGAAGUUCAUCAAGGAUGCCGGUGCAGACGUAGAAGCAGCUCAGGAGGAGCUUGGCGAAGCUCUGCAAGCAGUGAGGGACACCAACAGAUAUUUCUACGGUAACGAAGCAGCAAAGAAUGAUUCCGACCCUCUUAAACACUUCAGGAUCCUAAAGCAAUUCCUCAUUAUGCUUGAGAAAGCUUGGAAAGAUGUCAUCAGGGACAAUGUUAAGCCGCCAUCUCCUCUAUUGAAAGCAUGAGGGUGAAGGUAAUGGUGAAGGUGUAAUAGUAUUUAGUCUAAGUGCGCUAGACCCAGUGUGUUAUAUUGUCUCAUUUUAUUCACUUUUACACAAAAAAUUGAUCACAGAUUUGGAUUACGAGUUCAUGGAAGUAGAAACUUGAGCAUGAUUUCUUAUGCAAUGGAAAAGAUUGAAUUGAAAGGCGAUUCCAGCUGAUCUGUCACCUGGCAGCUUCUUCCCGCCGCUUGAACA
Messenger RNA from Physcomitrium patens, 4252 nucleotides. The record is from RefSeq and is a predicted model, not a curated record. NCBI's taxonomy places the organism in Eukaryota, Viridiplantae, Streptophyta, Bryopsida, Funariales, Funariaceae.